Molecule: messenger RNA, 3381 nt
Organism: Pyrus x bretschneideri (Chinese white pear)
Lineage: Eukaryota; Viridiplantae; Streptophyta; Magnoliopsida; Rosales; Rosaceae
Product: general transcription factor 3C polypeptide 3-like
Exons: 2
Coding region: 117-1790 (557 amino acids)
Biological process (GO): mRNA processing
Cellular component (GO): chloroplast
Molecular function (GO): protein binding
Source: RefSeq, a predicted model, not a curated record
GCUCCUAUAUAAUUCUCAUGUAUGUGAAUACGAAUCCAUUUUACUUUUUCUUCGUAAUCAAUCUUCUCAUUUACGAUUAACCUCUUCUGGUAUCUUUUUUGAGCGAAUACAUUUCUAUGAAAAAAAAAAAUAUCCUGUGGGAAGAAGUCUUCAUUAAUGAUUUUCCGGCCGCCAUCUUAUGGUUCUUCAAGGAUCCUUUUAUGCAUUAUGUUAGAUAUCAAGGAAAAUCUAUUCUGUCUUCGAAGGAUACCCCUCUUCUGAUGAAUAAGUGGAAAUAUUAUCUUGUCAAUUUAUGGCAAUGUCAUUCUUAUGUGUGGUCUCAACCAGGAAGGAUUUAUAUAAACCAAUUAUCCAAGCAUUCCCUUGAUUUUUUGGGUUAUUUUUCAAGUAUGCGACCAAACCUUUCGGUGGUACGGGGUCAAAUGCUAGAAAAUUCAUUUAUAAUGGAUAAUGCUAUGAAGAAGCUUGAUACAUUAGUUCCAAUUAUUCCUUUGAUUGGAUCAUUGGCUAAAGUGAAAUUUUGUAACGCAUUAGGGCAUCCUAUUAGUAAGUCCACCUGGGCAGAUUCGUCGGAUUUUGAUAUUAUCGACCGAUUUGUGCAUAUAUGCAGAAAUCUUUCUCAUUAUUACAGUGGAUCCUCAAGAAAAAAGAGUUUGUAUCGAAUAAAAUAUAUACUUCGACUUUCUUGUGUUAAAACUUUGGCUCGUAAACACAAAAGGUCAACGAAGAAGCUUACACCCGAGAUUAAUAGAAUGCUUGGUGAAGCUAAUCUUCACUAUGCAUUUGGCCAGUUUGAAGAGGCUGUACCCAUCUUGUCUGAAGUUGUAAAGAAAGCACCAGAUUUGCCUGACUUGUAUCAUACACUUGGAAUUAUCCAUGAUAAUCUUGGUAAUGAAUUGGAUGCCUUGAAUUGCUACAGAAUUGCUGCAUUUUUAGCACCAAGAGAUCCAGCUCUUUGGGAACUGCUUUUUGACCGGUUCCAUAAACGAGGUAACAGUCAUGAUGCUAUUUACUGCCUUUCAACAGCAAUAUCAGCAGAUCCUGAAAAUAUGAAUCUGAAAUUUGAUCGUGCUUCACUUUAUGUUAAGCUUGGAGAUUAUCAGAAAGCUGCUGCGUUGUAUGAACAGAUAGUACAAGCCUGUCCUGAUAAUGUCGAAGCACUCAAAACGGGAGCAAUGAUGUAUGAAAGAUGUGGUCAGCAAGAGCGUUCUAUACAGAUUCUGGAGGACUAUCUCAGAAAUCAUCCAACUGAAGCUGAUCUUAGCGUCGUUAAUCUGCUGGCUUCCAUACUUAUGGAAGAUAAUUCACAAAAGGAAGCCCUUCAGCAUACUGAGCAUGUACAACUGGUAUUCUGUUCAGAAAAAGAGAUGCCUCUGGCAAUGACAAUUGCAGCAGGAAUAUGCCAUGCUUACCUCGGAAAUAUGGAGAAGGCAGAAAGUAUUUUUAGCGCUCUUGAUGAGAAGAGUGUAGAUAAUGCUGACUUGAUUGCUAAAGUUGCAAAGUCAUAUAUGAGUCUUGGGCAUCAUAGUUCUGCGUUGAAGUAUUAUUUGAUGUUGAAAGGAAAUGUUGAAUUUAAUAAUGGCUUUAUAAUUAUGAAAAUCGCUCAGUGUCAUUUGUCCUUGAAUGACAGAGUACGGGCGAUUUUGUGCUUCUACAAAGCUUUGAAGACACUUGAAGAUGAUAUUGAGGCCCGAUUAACAUUGGCUUCUAUUCUUGUUGAAGAAGUCAGGGAAGAUGAAGCCAUUUUGUUGCUAUCUCCUCCGAAAAAUCGAGGUUAUAUGGAGCCCUAAAAAGAUAAAUCAGAACCAUGGUGGUGCAAUGGAAAGGUGAAACUGAAGCUUUGCAACAUUUACCGAGCUAAGCGGAUGGCCAAGGAAUUUGUAGAUACAAUCUAUCAUCUCGUACAUGAGUCACUGAGCAUCGAAUCACUUCAGCAAAAGGUGAAAGUGAAAAGAAGGCUCGCAAAAACUGUCCCGUUAGAAAGAGUCAAAGUCCUGGAGGAUCACCAAAAACAGAACCUAUUGUGCAGAUCUAGACCUGUAGCUCCUGCUUCAGAUCUGCUGAAAGCUGCAAGAGCGAAGAAGUUGCUUCAGAAGAAGGCAAAAGUAAAGGACGAUAAGAGAGCUGAGGCAAUGGCUUCUGGAGUUGACUGGCAAAGUGAUGAUUCAGAUGAUGAUCCUCCGGAAGAAAUACAUAAAGAACCUCCCCUGCCAGAUCUUCUCAAGGACAAAGAGCAUAACGGCCUCGUAAUAGAUUUGUGUAAGUCAUUGGCUUCCUUGCAAAGAUAUUGCGAAGCAUUGGAGAUAAUAAAUCUUUUUUUGAAAGUGACUCGCAACACGUCUUCUGUCACAGAGGAACUCCGGUCUCUUGGAGCUCAAAUUGCAUACAACACUCCUGAUCCUGAGCAUGGAGUUAACUGUGUAAAAUACAUUGUGGACCAGCAUCCAUACAGCAAUGCUGCCUGGAAUUGCUAUUACAAGGUAAUUACCAGAUUAGAUGACUGGUAUGCAAGGCAUUACAAGUUUCUACGCAAUAAGAGAGACAAACUCAGAGACUGUGCACCUCCCAGUCUCAUUUCUGGGCAUCAUUUUACUAAAAAAAGCCGUCAUCUAGAUGCUGCGAGGGAAUACCUUGAAGCUUAUAAAUUAUUGCCGGAGAAUCCCCUGAUUAAUCUAUGUGUCGGUACUGCCUUAAUCAACUUAUCCCUCGGACAUAGACUUCAGAAUAGGCACCAGUGUGUUGCACAAGGAUUAGCAUUCCUCCACAACAAUUUGCAGCUUUGUGAAUUCAGCCAGGAGGCUUUUUACAACAUAGCCAGGGCGUAUCAUCAGGUCGGCCUUGUGACUCUGGCAGCUUGACAUUAUGACAAGGUUCUUGCAAUGCAAGUGAAGGAUUACCCCAUGCCAAAGCUUCCCCAUGAAAAGCCAGAGUCUGCUGAAAAUCGAAAACCGGGUUACUGUGAUCUUAUAAGAGAAGCAGCUUAUAAUUUGCAUCUCAUCUACAAAAAGAGUGGAGCGGUUGAUCUUGCUCAAACCAUCUAAGAGAUCACUGCACUUUCUGAAAUUAUGUUCCUGAUCUCAGAUAUUGCGACUGUUUAGAUGAGAGGGAGGCUUCCUACUCCCUAGUUGAUCUCUCUGGUUCUCAAAUACCUAUUAUUGUUCAUAGCAACAUUCUGUGGCCUAAUCCUCGGAGAAAAGCGAGGGAAACGCUAAAAAUAGAAAGGUUCGUGAUCCACUAAGCAAUUUGUACAUGACAUUAUUGCAAAUCCAAUGUUAAAUCCCCUACUUCGCAGUCCGUCUCCUCCUCAAGUAUAUGAUAAUAUGAUAUGCAUACACACAAAUGUUGCACUUGAUCAAAGUAUUUUAAUAUAUUACAACCUGA